Pestalotiopsis fici W106-1 is the source of this 1908-nucleotide messenger RNA. RefSeq lists its product as uncharacterized. Bases 1 to 1908 code for a protein of 635 amino acids. The record is from RefSeq and is a predicted model, not a curated record. The transcript has 3 exons. NCBI's taxonomy places the organism in Eukaryota, Fungi, Ascomycota, Sordariomycetes, Amphisphaeriales, Sporocadaceae.
AUGCCCGAAUUUUUCCCCUUCAUCCCGGGCACCGAGACCUCACGCACCGCACGCCAGCACGCCUCCGACACGUCGCCCUUGCUCGGCCGCUUCCGCGCCGUGCCGCGAUCCUCCCAGCACCCGGCCGGCGGGCAGCACCACUGGCAUCAUACGCGCCCUGCCGGGCCCCGCCGGCACCGCUCCUCCUCGGCCUCGCACCUGGCCGCCCUGCUCUCGGCGGGUAACCGGGGCAGCGUGCAUAUUGGCUACGGCGCCCUCGUGACGGCCGCGCUCCAGUCGGACGACGACUCGGACGAUGACUAUUACGACAGCGAUGACGAGCAGGUGAGCUGGCUCGAGAGGGCGGGCAGGACUGUGGCGCGGAAUGUGCAGGACCUCUGGGUCGCGCCUCAGCAGAACGCUGUCAAACGGGUCGUCGAGAGCUGGUGGAGGAGAUGGGGCAUGCUUAUUUUUCUGCCGGCCGGACUGGCAGUCAUCUGGUGCGCCAUACCGUUCCCACAGUAUCCCCUUGAUCCAGACGACUCGGACCUGUAUCCUGGUAUCGGUGACGAUCACCGGGUGCCUGGUCACGGAGCAGCGCGCGUCCAGGUCAACUUUUGGUUCUUCUUGUUCGUGUACUAUGGCUUCUACAAUCUCACAGCCCUGAUAUGGAUCACCAAGGUAUUCAAUCUGUACAGUCUGAAUUGGUGGCCCUCGACCCUGGGAUUCCCGCUCACAAUCUCCAUGAUUGCUAUCCUGAGCAUUGCUGCCCCCAUUCCCGUCUACCUGGUGCCGGAACUCAAUUUUUUGACUAUACACAACACAGCUUGGAUAUCGUGGACUUUUGUCAUCAUGGCCAUGCCUGUGGGGAUAGCGUUUUGCAUUAUGAUGCUAAACGAGCGACACCUUGGGCUCAGGCAAUCCCUAUCUGAGACGCAGCGUAUCUUUACCUCUUCUUGGUGGACGGGUGAACCUGACACUACCACCUCGACGCGUAACAAUCGCCGGCGUCCAGGCUUGAGGAGUAAUACCUUCGAUCCGGACUCCAUGCUGGAGGCACCAACACGUGCUCGAGGCCGGAUACCGACAUCAUUGCGCCGGAAUUGGCUACCCGCAAGUUUUGUGCGCUUCGUCUGGUUCUGUCUUGCGCUUUUGGUCGGUCUCUUGGCAUACCUCAUAGGAGAGGCCUAUGCCGAGAUCUAUCUUAGAACCUUACCUCACAACAACUUUGAAACUGUCGUGUAUGUCUACAGUUGGAUUGUAACCGUCCAUCUGCUAGACGCAUUGACUGGAUGGAUUCUGGGUGCCAGCGAAGGGGAGAGAGUGGGAAGCUACCCCCUGAGCUGGAUCUUUAAGCUCUACUUCAUGCUUACAUAUCAGACAUAUGUGCGAGCUUUGUACGCGCGGCUCCGCUCACCUUCGCAGUUCGUCUUGCUGCAAAUCCUUUCAUCCAGCUUGCUCAUCAUUAUAACGCCCAUCACCAUGUCGGCAACGUAUCAUCGAGUCAUGGGUUUCCUUGGCCUCACGACCCAGUCUUAUGCUUCGUAUCAAAAGAUUCGUAUUCGCGACGUCUUUAUUCGAUUCCUAGCCGAGAACGUGAGCAUGCUCACCUUUUUGGGCAGCAUCUUGGUGCUGCACUUUGGACCCAACAAGGAGGUGUACCCUUAUUUCACCUUUGACGACCCUCUCCGUGAUGAAGGUUACGACUUCAACCUGACCUUUUACGCCUCGAGCAUCACCUGGGCGUGCGAGCUGAUUGCAGGCAUUGUGCUCCGAGGUUUGAUUGGAUGGAUCUAUGGCGUCAAUGCCAGCAUUGAGGGCAAGCUGGAUCUCGCCGUCUGGCCCGAGUUGCUGCCCACCAGCGUGGCUGUCAUGUUGCACGUGCUGCAGAAUAUGCUCUUCUCCAUUAUCCGGCUGCAUUUCCACUGA